This is a messenger RNA of Diorhabda sublineata, 1413 nucleotides long. Its product is annotated as FAD synthase-like. The record is from RefSeq and is a predicted model, not a curated record. Lineage: Eukaryota; Metazoa; Arthropoda; Insecta; Coleoptera; Chrysomelidae. Bases 3 to 893 code for a protein of 296 amino acids. The transcript has 6 exons.
UUAUGCAUAUAACGUUGAAAUUUUCAGAUUUUUUUACUAAAGAAAUAUUUUGUAAAAUAAUGACUACAAAAAUGCCAUUAGGAUUGUCUAGGAGUACGUUAUUUAGGUCUUUUUCUACUAAUAAAAGAAAGGAUACCGCUGGAAUUUUAGUCAUUGGUGACGAAAUACUAAAAGGUCAAACCGAAGAUACAAAUUCCCGUUACCUAACAAAAGAGAUUUAUAAAAUGGGAGUAAAAGUUAAAAAGAUAUCAGUUAUAGGUGAUGUCGUAAGUGAAGUAAGCGAAGAAGUAAAAUUUUUUUCCAAAUCAUUUGAUAAAGUCAUUACUACAGGUGGAAUUGGACCUACACAUGACGAUAUAACAUUCGAAGCUGUUGCAAAAGCCUUUAACGAACCUUUAGUUUUGGAUCCCACUUUACACAAGUUAUGUAUGAAAUUCUAUAAUACAACUAAUGCUAACAUCCCUGGAAUGAAAAUGGCUUUUAUCCCCCAAUCGGCAAAACUGAAUUUCAAAUCUAAUAUAAGUUCUCAGCCACUUAUUUAUCCCAAUAUAUCUAUACAUAAUGUCUAUAUGUUUCCUGGUAUCCCUGAAUUAUUAAUAAAAACUUUUAGAAGUGUUAAAGAUGGUAUAUUUAGAAAUAACGAACAUUAUUUCACUAAGUGUCUUUAUUUAAAUACAUCAGAAUCGGAUAUUGUACAAAUUUUGGACACAGUUGUUAGACAGCAUCCUGAAGUACAAUUUGGUUCGUACCCUAAACUGAGUAACAAACAAUAUCAGGUGAAAUUAACAAUAGAAUCGAGUUCUGAACAAAAUACAACAUUGGCUUAUGAAAAGUUGCUACAACUAUUACCAGAAGGGUCGAUUGUUAAUAUAAAUGAUAUAGAAGAAAAAUGAAUUUAUUAAAAUGGAAUAUUUUGUUGAUAAAAAUAUUGUAUUAAGUGCAAUUGAUUGUAUUUAUUCAAACAGGUAUCAAAAAUUUCAAGUAAACUUGAUUAAUUAUUAUAGUCCUGUCUUAUUCAUGUCUCAAUAUUUCUGUAAAUUUUGGAAUACAUACAGGACCGGAUUUGAAGGUUUUAAGGCGAUGGGACAACAAAGGAGAGAAGUCACUUCUAAAACAAACAUUUUCUAAGUAAAAUGAACAAUUUUUUUCACUCGAGUUUUGAUAUAAAUUUGAUUAUUCAGUAUUUAACAAUUAUAUAAAUUCGAGAAUUUAUUGAAAUCAAAUUUUAUUGUUAACAAACGGAACCUUCCGAACUUUUUUCGCCAAAAAAAUUGUUGAUUUGGAAGAUUUUAUUGUGAUAUCUCUUUUUUUGGGGUUGGAGGAGGGGGCUGAAGUAGAUCCGGAUACCCUUCCCUAUUCCUGUCCUGUCCUUUAUGUUAUGAAAAACGUGUGAUUAAUAAAAUAUUUGCUACA